CAAUCACCAGUGGUAAUGGUCUGGCUCCACCGGAGGGGGCAGCAGUGCGCCACGAAAGAUACCAACCUCCGUAAAAAACCCACAAAGAAGAAGAAGCAGCUGUUUACCCACAAUUCCCUCAGCAGUAUGGCGGAUAACAGGGAUCGAGCCCUGCAAGAUUACCGGAAAAAAUUGCUUGAACACAAAGAAGUAGAUGGCCGAUUAAAAGAACUAAGAGAGCAACUACGAGAACAAACAAAACAAUAUGAGAAGUCAGAAAACGACCUCAAGGCUCUGCAGAGUGUUGGCCAGAUUGUUGGAGAAGUCCUCAAGCAGCUGACCGAAGAGAAGUUCAUAGUCAAGGCCACCAAUGGUCCUCGAUAUGUGGUUGGAUGCCGCAGACAGUUGGACAAGUUGCAGCUAAAGCCAGGGACCCGAGUUGCUUUAGAUAUGACAACGCUAACCAUAAUGAGGUAUCUGCCACGAGAGGUGGACCCUCUGGUGUACAAUAUGUCCCAUGAGGACCCCGGCAGUGUCUCCUACUCUGAAAUUGGUGGAUUGUCUGAACAGAUCCGUGAGCUGAGAGAGGUGAUUGAGUUGCCCUUGACCAACCCUGAGCUUUUCCAGAGAGUUGGAAUCAUCCCACCCAAAGGCUGCUUGCUCUAUGGGCCUCCAGGAACUGGAAAGACUUUACUGGCGAGAGCAGUGGCUAGUCAGCUGGACUGUAACUUCCUUAAGGUGGUGUCUAGCUCUAUUGUUGACAAGUACAUUGGUGAGAGCGCCAGGCUCAUCAGAGAAAUGUUCAACUACGCCAGGGACCAUCAGCCUUGCAUCAUCUUCAUGGAUGAGAUUGACGCCAUUGGUGGUCGGCGUUUCUCUGAGGGAACUUCUGCUGACCGAGAGAUACAGAGGACUUUGAUGGAGCUGCUCAACCAAAUGGACGGCUUUGACACACUGCAUAGAGUUAAGAUGAUCAUGGCGACCAACAGACCAGACACUCUGGACCCCGCCCUGCUGCGACCCGGCAGACUCGACCGCAAAAUCCACAUUGAACUGCCCAAUGAACAAGCUCGUCUGGACAUCCUGAAGAUCCACUCCAGUCCUAUCACCAAGCACGGAGAAAUAGAUUAUGAAGCCAUUGUGAAGCUGUCAGACGGAUUCAAUGGAGCUGAUCUGAGAAAUGUCUGCACAGAAGCAGGCUUGUUUGCCAUCCGCUCUGACAGAGAGUACGUCACUCAAGAGGAUUUCAUGAAGGCGGUGCGAAAGGUGGCAGAUUCAAAGAAGCUGGAGUCCAAGCUGGACUACAAGCCUGUAUAAACCUACAUUUUCUUACAUUUGAUGUGUUAUAUAACUUCAGGCCAGCCGUUUGGAGAAGGUUGAUUGUAGUCUCUGCCAAAUGUUAGUCUGACCUGGCCGCAGUACGUAUGAGGAUAAAAAACAUCUGCUUCAUGUCCUACAAAAACAUUCACUGUACGGCAAUAAAAUGUUCUACUGAAAGCCCUCA
Molecule: messenger RNA, 1483 nt
Organism: Entelurus aequoreus (snake pipefish)
Lineage: Eukaryota; Metazoa; Chordata; Actinopteri; Syngnathiformes; Syngnathidae
Product: 26S proteasome regulatory subunit 10B-like
Exons: 14
Coding region: 16-1296 (426 amino acids)
Biological process (GO): positive regulation of RNA polymerase II transcription preinitiation complex assembly
Cellular component (GO): cytosolic proteasome complex; proteasome regulatory particle, base subcomplex
Molecular function (GO): ATP binding; ATP hydrolysis activity; proteasome-activating activity
Source: RefSeq, a predicted model, not a curated record